CGUGAAAUCACGAUUGUUUGCCAGUGCAAAGUCCGACAUGUACGAAGACCGGAAAGGAAUGACAGAAAGGGGAGAAGUGUCAAAGCGACAAAAUCAUCGAUGGUGACAGACACACACAAAUGGAUGGAUGGAUGGAUGCAUUGAUGGAUGGAUGUGUCUCUCCCUCGGAGUCCCUCCCUCUGAUGUGUCUCGUCCUCUCUCAGGGAGAGGGAGGGACGAACACCCCUGUUGAGGUCGUUCUGCUUGAUGAGCGGCUCAUGUCCAUUCACCAUGCCUCGGCGUGCCUGUAGACGUCUCUCCGUCUGCGUCCGUGUCUCGUCCGUGCUGUCGUGUGUGGGGGUGUGCGCGUGGGUGGGUGGGCGUCUGGCGUCAGGUUGAUCUUGACGAUGCGGGCCAGGUCGAGGUUAGUUGGAAGGUUGGCAGUCGACCAUUCGGGAAGGUUGUCUUGACGUGUGCCUGACCUGCGAUGAGCAUUCGUCUUAUCGACUGACCUCAGCUCAUCUCGGCCCUGUUGUUGUCUAUCCACUCCCGGAGGACUGUUGCAGUGCUGCUUUGCUGGACUGCCCCUCCUCCAGGUUGACGUUGAACAGGCAGAGCAGCUCGCUCAGGAGAGAGGACGAGACACAAUCACACGCAGCCUGAAGUAAGUGAAGGACAACCCCAUGGACGUGAGCGUGAUCUGCCUGUGGGUACCUGCUCCUCGUCAGAUGGAUGGGUGCGGCCCUGCCGGUUGCGCGCAAGUCUGCUACAGGUCUUGAAAUCAUAGUCGAGCUCCUGCGUGCGAUGUGCGAUGGCCUUCACACGGCGGGUGUGAUGCGGCUCGCCUGGAGGACACUUGGGCAGCUUGUUGGCGUCAGGCGGAGCAACCUCAUCCGUUCAUCCAUCUCACCGGGCACUUCCUCUUCCUCGAUGAGCGGCUCGUCCUCGUCGUCAGCCAGAGGGCUGGCAUCAAGUGGCGAAAGGCUGCCCCUCCCUCGCCGUGCCUGCGGGCGGCCGUCGCCCUCCUCGGUAUCAUAAUCGUGCUGGGCGUGCUGGUUAGGUUCGUCGAGUGCGUCCAUCUCGGCGUCGUUGUGGUCGUCCAUGAACUCGCCGUCACGGUUGUCCACAGAAGGCUCCGAGUGACGGUCCUCAUCAUCUGAGCAAUGGAACAGUUGGAGUCUGAAUCAAUGACUGUCAAUCAUUGCUGACCCUGCUGCUCGUCCUUGAUUUUCUGUCGCUUGGUGGCCGACUCAGCGCCUGAGUGAGAGGCAGAAACACAGAUGAGUAAAUGGAUGGUGUGCUUUUGCCAUCGCUGCUUCUCUCUUACCUUCUGAUUUGCUCCGCGCUUUGUCAUCGUGGCCGCGCGGGAAGGCAGCCUCCCAUCCAAACGUGCCGACAACAACAACUAAUGCCUUAGAAACGUGCCGACAACACUGUCAUUCCUUCUCAUUCUCUGCACUCAAUUGUAAACGCAUGCAUGCGUUGCUGGGGGCACCCCCCGCCUUGACUGCGUCUCAUUUCCAUCAUCGCUGCAUACGCACGUGCAUAUGUAUACAUGCGCUCGACUUCGAUGUCGAAAAUCGCUUCUAGCGCAAGAACGAGAAGGCCAAUCGGCCAGGUUUUGAGUGGAGCGAAGACGCCAUUCAAUUCCCCACAACAUAGGCAGAUCGGAUUUUCGAGAAACGUGUUCUGUGUGGAGUUUUCCCUAGGUCUACGUGAAGCCCUGUAUGUCUGCCGGCACAAAAUCGCUUCUAGCGCAAGAACGAGAAGGCCAAUCGGCCAGGUCUUUCGCCUGUUAAGUGCCCCAGAGGGAGCCCGAAAACAUAGGCAGAUCGGAUUUUCGAGAACGGGUAUUGUCUUGCGACAUGCUCAAAAAGGUGGCGAUUUGUCAUAACCGCUCAGUUUGCUGUCGACGGCGGACGCUUCUAUGGACAAACACCCAGCAAAAACCCUUGCCCCCACAACACGCGGGCUGCAUCACAGUCAGCAGGCAGGCAGGCAGGCAGGCAUGAUGCUCAUCCAUUCCGACAGCCACCUGUCUGUCAUCCAACUAUAUAUAUGUACCAGAAAGUGUGUGUCCAUCCAUCCUUCCACAACUGCAACGAGCCAUCACACAAACGGCUCCUUGCAGUGGUGGGUGGCGAAGCUUCGCAGGCACACGAUAGAUACCCAGACACGCACAGCCAGACGCCCAAAAGGACGCUGCAUCGGAUAGAUUCGUUGGCGUAGGUACGGAGGAUAAGGCUAGCGCAAGGCUAGGCUGGGACUGGCAGGUGUGUGUGUGUGUAAACGUGCAUCUCUCUCUCUCUGUUGUCUCGCGUGGGCUGCAUGUCUGUCGUGCGUGAGGUGCUGGUGGCCAAGGCAUUGGGUACGUCCACAACAUUCCCAUUUCACUCACGUACGCCGAAAACAGACAGACAGGCGAAAAAGAAGACACCACCCCACGACAACCAAUCCCUGACGGCAGCCCCUCCGUGCGUAUGUGUGUGUCUGUCUGUACACGUGGGUACGUGCGUUGAGUUCCCGACCCGUUUGUGAGCAGAGUGACCGCACCAGCCAGACGAUACAAAACGACACUCACACAUCCGAUGGGAGCAGACAGGCAGACAGGCAGGCAGGCAGGCAAACGCGACAAUAGAAUGAGUUGACAGGCAGGUAGGCAGGUAGGCAGGAAGGGCAGACGAUGUGAUCAGAGAGAAGGAGAGAAGAAGAGAGAGGGGAAAAGGUCAGUGUGCUACGCGGCAUUCAAGC
Molecule: messenger RNA, 2730 nt
Organism: Vitrella brassicaformis
Lineage: Eukaryota; Vitrellaceae
Source: the annotation of a GenBank genome assembly